Messenger RNA from Echinostoma caproni, 468 nucleotides. Lineage: Eukaryota; Metazoa; Platyhelminthes; Trematoda; Plagiorchiida; Echinostomatidae. The record is from the annotation of a GenBank genome assembly.
AUGCGUUUUGCAAAAUUCGCGGCGCCUCCAACGGCUCCCGCUGCACCACGCAACUUACGGUUAUUCAGCCAAAUCAUUCCACCGUCCGUGAGAGACGUGCCACCACAAGUUGCGCUACGCGCAACCUGGGAAGCACCACUCACAGUGAAUGUACAUCCGGACUCCGGGGAACCGCGUGGAACGGUGCUGCCUAACGAAACGCUCUAUCGAAUCAAAUGGCGUUUGAUGCUCGGAGUUUCCGGGGAACAAGGCUUGGGACAACAAAACCGCCGAUUCCGUUUGCGUCGUGCACUUAAUGACACAGAAUGGAUGUUGUAUUGGCCUGGGCAAGAGAAACGACAAGAUCGCCUCACCCAAAUUCGGGACCUGAUACCCGUUACCUUACUUGGUGGCGAGAUGAACAUAACAACAAACAGUUGGAAUCCAACACCGGGACAAUUCUGUAAGCCAUUCAAUUACUAUGAGUAA